AUGUCAUUGGUUUUGCAGUCUCGUCGUCUACCCCUGCUGGACUCUCUGAGUGGCUGGAACAAAUUCUGACCAAGAGUGACCGUCCAGAGCUCACCAGUGCUAAAGUGGUCGUGUCAGGAGGGAGGGGCUUGAAGAACAGCGAGAACUUCAAACUGCUCUAUGACCUCGCUGACCAACUCAACGCAGCUGUUGGCGCCUCCAGAGCUGCCGUUGAUGCUGGCUAUGUCCCCAAUGACAUGCAGGUUGGACAAACUGGAAAGAUUGUAGCUCCAGUAAGUACUACUACUGGAAGAUGGACGUCUCAUUUCUUAUGUACUGCAGUCAGUCCAUAGUUCGCACUAAUCGCCUUAACAGAAUGGUUAAUUCUCUCAAAGUUCAACACUAGUUGAUAAACCCACCCGCUUUUCAGACUUAUUUAUUAAACAGGUCUGACUUUGAAGACAACAACAUCUAGUUUUUUUUUUCUGUUUGAAUCCAGGAAGAUGGAUCUGUGUUGCCCUUUAAAAAGGUUAAUUUUCCAUUAUCUGGUUCAAGUGGGACCUCCCAACUGUCAUUAUCCACACAUUAGCGGCUUUGAGGCGUUGUAAUGUAGUUAAUGGCAUAUUCUGACUUCUAAAUGAUUUACCAGAGCCAUUAGUAGAGCCAUGCACAGUGCAGGUCUGCCCUGAGCUCAAACCAGGCAAUACAGCCCCAAACUCAAUUCGCCAAAUGUUUUGACAAGCUUGUCAAAUGCAGCUCGACCAUUGUGCAUUAGUAUUCACCCAGAACAAGUCCCGAAUGGAUUCUACCAGUGAGAUAAACUCGAGUCAAGAUGGAUCAGUGUUGUUUUGAGUCGAUUGAGAAUGCAUAUGCUGGUUAAUCAUAAUGUUUUGACCCUCAGAGUGAUAUUGUAUUCCUUUUUGGACCUGCCUAUCUUUGAAUGAAUGAAUGAAUGAAUUAAAUGCAAGCUUUAGAGAAUUUUGUAUGUUUUGUUAUCACAUGUGUCUCUGCUAAGAGAACAGGGCACCAAAACAUUGAGUGCGUUUGCACUGACUACUUUUAAUAACCCGACAAUGGGUAAGAUUAUGUAAACGCCUUAAGUUUUCUUUUAUCUGGGUAAGGUAAAAAAGGGUUUAAGGGUAAUAAAUAUUGGCAUAAGUAGAUUUUUGCCUGUUUUUGCAUCAGAUUUAAACGCCUUUACCAUUGUUCUGGUGGCUUAUCCAAUGUGCACGUGUCUUGUGCAAAUGUUUUGACAUCAUGAUUUCUUUUGAAAAGUUGUUUUUUGAUAGUUUUCAGCAUAUAGCUGUGUAUAUAAAUGCAAUUACUAAUACUAGAACUGGUAUGACAUCAAGUUUGUUUCACUAUAGUCCUAUUAUAGUUCCAUUUAAAAUUUUCAAGACAACAUAAAACUGCA
This is a messenger RNA of Xyrauchen texanus (razorback sucker), 1393 nucleotides long. Its product is annotated as electron transfer flavoprotein subunit alpha, mitochondrial-like. NCBI's taxonomy places the organism in Eukaryota, Metazoa, Chordata, Actinopteri, Cypriniformes, Catostomidae. Gene Ontology annotation, molecular function: electron transfer activity; flavin adenine dinucleotide binding. The annotation marks the transcript as partial. Gene Ontology annotation, cellular component: mitochondrion. The transcript has 3 exons. The record is from RefSeq and is a predicted model, not a curated record.